Molecule: messenger RNA, 819 nt
Organism: Candidula unifasciata
Lineage: Eukaryota; Metazoa; Mollusca; Gastropoda; Stylommatophora; Geomitridae
Source: the annotation of a GenBank genome assembly
AUGAGACAGUGUUGCACAAAUGACAGUUCGGUGAGACAGUGUUGCACAAGUGACAGUUCGGUCAGACAGUGUUGCACAAAUUACAGUUUGAUGAGACAGUGUUGCACAAAUGACAGUUUAGUGAAACAGUGUUGCACAAGUGACAGCUCAGCGAGACAGUGUUGCACAAAUGACAGUUUAGUGAGACAGUGUUGCACAAGUGACAGCUCGGCGAGACAGUGUUGCACAAAUGACAGUUUAGUGAGACAGUGUUGCACAAGUGACAGCUCGGCGAGACAGUGUUGCACAAAUGACAGUUCGAUGAGACAGUGUUGCACAACUGACAGUUCGAUGAGACAGUGUUGUACAAGUGACAGUUCGGUCAGACAGUGUUGCACAAAUGACAGUUCGAUGAGACAGUGUUGCACAAAUGACAGUUUGAUGAGACAGUGUUGCACAAAUGACAGUUUAGUGAGACAGUGUUGCACAAGUGACAGCUCGGUGAGACAGUGUUGCACAAAUGACAGUUCGAUGAGACAGUGUUGCACAACUGACAGUUCGAUGAGACAGUGUUGCACAAAUUACAGUUCAAUGAGACAGUGUUGCACAAAUGACAGUUUAGUGAGACAGUGUUGCACAAGUGACAGCUCGGUGAGACAGUGUUGCACAAAUGACAGUUCGAUGAGACAGUGUUGCAUAACUGACAGUUCGAUGAGACAGUGUUGCACAAAUUACAGUUCGAUGAGACAGUGUUGCACAAGUGACAGUUUGGUGAGACAGUGUUGCACAAGUGACAGCUUGGUGAGACAGUGUUUCACAGAUGACAGUUUGGUGAGAUAG